AUGCGAAGAAAUUCAAUGGUGAGUGAAAAUUUCGAGCCUCUCCGAAGAUCGGCAACCAUUCUAUCAGUUAUUUCCGCAGAAGACGUUCGCGAUGAACCCAUACUUCUCACAAUCAUUGAAAAUGCAAAUAUGGAUGGAGUUAAACACUUACAGACAGAUGAUCCUUUUUCAAAAUAUUUUUGGGCAGCAAUAAUCAUAAUAUUCGUAUUAUUAGCAUGUUUCCAAAGUUUUAAACAAAUCAAUAUGUACUUAACUACACCUGUAGCAACAAAUAUCGAAGCAGCUUAUCCGAAUCAAAUACCAUUUCCUGUUGUUGCUAUCUGCAAUAAUAAUCAGUACAGGUAA
Molecule: messenger RNA, 345 nt
Organism: Loa loa (African eye worm)
Lineage: Eukaryota; Metazoa; Nematoda; Chromadorea; Rhabditida; Onchocercidae
Exons: 2
Coding region: 1-345 (114 amino acids)
Biological process (GO): sodium ion transmembrane transport
Cellular component (GO): membrane
Molecular function (GO): ligand-gated sodium channel activity
Source: RefSeq, a predicted model, not a curated record